Messenger RNA from Oppia nitens, 2007 nucleotides. RefSeq lists its product as uncharacterized. Bases 109 to 2007 code for a protein of 632 amino acids. The transcript is spliced from 7 exons. The record is from RefSeq and is a predicted model, not a curated record. NCBI's taxonomy places the organism in Eukaryota, Metazoa, Arthropoda, Arachnida, Sarcoptiformes, Oppiidae.
CAUAAUAACAACGGGUUGUUAGUAAAGUCGGUACACUUUACAUACAAUGGCCAAAAUGUGACUGUCGUGUCCACUGUUAUACUAUUGUUUACUGCAGUUAUUUACUCCAUGUUGUAUACAACAUUUGCGCCCAAUUGGUUUUACACGAAAUACAUGUUCAUUACCAAUAUAUCGGCAUCGGGUUCGGCUAAUCGGGCCUUUACAACACUAGAAACUACCGGGUUUACUGUGGCCAGUAUCGUGUCAUUUAGCUACCAGUUCAUCAAUAGACAGCUGGUGUCGGCAACAUUUUAUACCCUAUUCACUGUCUCAUGUUUGCUGAUACUUUUAUCCAACAACGAAGUGCUUCUCUAUGUACUAUCGGUGCUCAUUGGACACGGAUCUGCUAUCUACUACUCAACUGUCACUGUCAUUGUUGUCGAGAUGUGGCGGCGCAAUACUAAUCAACGACUACCUGUGCUCCAGAUAUUACAACUUUGUCUAUCUGUAGGCUAUCUGUUAUCCAGACAUGGAGUGCAGCCGUUUCUUAAUGAGCUUAUGUUUAGCAGCGAUACCAGUGACGACCAAUUGCUACUAUCGCUACAAUAUUUAUUAUAUGGCACCUGUAUUUUAUCAGCUCCGGUACUCAUGUUUGUCGUCUAUUGUUUACAACCCGAUUCAAAAGUAUUGUCCUAUUCUAUCGUUGGUUAUCCUAGUGAUCAAUCACAGGCAGCACCGGGAGAUCACUCGACAACGACGACGACGACUGGCAAACAGUUUAAUACUAACUCUGGCCGUAAAAUACGACUACUAUUUGCCGCACUGUAUGUCAGUUAUAUAACGUUUGAGUCAAUGACAACAAAAUAUGGUUUUGUUUAUCUAAUAUUUUCGCCGAUCGGUAUCACCGAAGAUGAGUCGUCAACGAUAUACACUGUCAGCUCAGUCAUCUAUACACUAGGACUAGUACUUAAUAUUGCAUAUCCAUACCGUUUCACUACAAAGUCAAUCAUAACCUCACAUUUCGCUAUCAUAAUUAUCGGUGCCGUACUACAGGUGCCGGCACGACAUUCACUGGCCUGUGUAUGGUUGGCAACACUGGUCAAGUCACUGGGAUUUUCAGCCAUGACCUCAUCCAUACUGACCUACAUCGACGAUCACCUGAACCUAACUGACCGGUUAUUAGCAUUGUUUCUAUUUGCCAGAGGAUUGGUAUCACUAAUCGCACCGGUAGUCGUCGAGUUUAUUGUCGAAAUUCAUUCAGUUAUGUUUGUCAUCACAGAGUUAUCGCUACUGUUCCUAUCGGUUGUACUGUUUUUGGUGAUCAGCAGCUCAUUGAUUGACAAAACCGACUAUUAUAACAGCAAACAACAACAAUAUUAUAUACUAUUACUAUCAGAGCGUUUCAAUAGACAACUUUGGGUUAGCCUAUCAUUUAUACUGUUGACAAUAUUUUCGGCUACUAUACCACUGACGACACAAGUGGUCACACUGUAUAUAUGUGCCGCUAUGAUAGGCCUGUGUUCCGGUAUAUUUGUUACCUAUAUCUAUGUAUGGGGUAUUGAACUGUGGACAGACAGUCGACUGCCAAUCGUACAGAUAUUGGAACUGUGUUUUGGUGUUGGAUCGAUAUUUUCAACAAUAUUGCUUAGGCCUACAAAAUCACCUGUCUAUUGGCGCACCUUCCUAAUUGGCGUUCCGAUAACUAUGACUGUACUGUAUUUUUUGAAGCCAUACAAAAAGUCAUAUAAUAUCAACAAAACACUCAAUGGGUUGUUCAAUGAGGAAACACCAGUCGAUAGUAAACUGUUUGAUCGGCCAAAUAGUCAGCAAAAAAUUGUCUGCCAUUUGUUUGCACUGUUGUUUGCCUUAUAUAUGGUCAAUGAGACAAUAUUUAUGAAGUUUGCCGUUAAUUAUUAUCAACGAUCGCCGUUGAAACUCAAUGGCGGAGAAGCCCAGGACAUAUACUCGGUGUCCAUUGUUUUGUAUACACUCGGUGUGGCCAUCAAUAUAGGUCUCCCAUAUCUGUAA